This is a messenger RNA of Grammomys surdaster, 3365 nucleotides long. It is a transcript of the gene Plag1, whose product is annotated as PLAG1 zinc finger. NCBI's taxonomy places the organism in Eukaryota, Metazoa, Chordata, Mammalia, Rodentia, Muridae. Bases 389 to 1888 code for a protein of 499 amino acids. Gene Ontology annotation, molecular function: DNA-binding transcription activator activity, RNA polymerase II-specific. The record is from RefSeq and is a predicted model, not a curated record. The transcript has 4 exons.
AAGUGUGGCAGUGUGGGCAGCAGUGCUGUGAUCAGGAGGAAACUAAGUUCCAUUAGAUUAAGCUCAAUGAAUUUUUAUCAGUUUCCUUUACAAUCAGUAUCUCUUGCUUAGAUUUCUUUUCUAUUAACAAAUGGGGAGUCAUUCAGCAUCACAAAUUGACAUUUUUUUCUAGAUUGGCCAAAAUGGGAAGGGCUGGAUUCUGCUCUAUUCCACGAAGAGUUAAUGGAACUGGCUAAGAUCAAAGUCUGAGGCUUUUUCCAUCAUUAAUCAGUCCCUUUUUGCUUUCUUUUACGACCACAUGAAACUUGAGAAGCCACCUAAAGCUAUAUCACUUAGUGGAGUUGGGCAGUUCCCAGGUGUCCAACAAGAAGGCCUGGUUUAGGCUGCGAUGGCCACUGUCAUUCCUGGUGAUUUGUCAGAAGUAAGAGAUACCCAGAAAGCCCCUUCAGGGAAACGUAAGCGUGGUGAAAGCAAACCAAGAAAAAACUUUCCUUGCCAACUGUGUGACAAGGCCUUUAACAGUGUUGAGAAAUUAAAGGUUCACUCCUUCUCUCACACGGGAGAGAGGCCCUACAAGUGCACACACCAAGACUGCACCAAGGCCUUUGUUUCUAAGUACAAAUUACAAAGGCACAUGGCUACUCAUUCUCCUGAGAAAACCCACAAGUGUAAUUAUUGUGAGAAAAUGUUCCACCGGAAAGACCAUCUGAAGAACCACCUCCAUACGCACGACCCCAACAAAGAGACCUUUAAAUGCGAAGAGUGUGGCAAGAGCUACAACACGAAGCUUGGCUUUAAGCGACACUUGGCCUUGCACGCUGCCACCAGUGGCGACCUCACCUGCAAGGUGUGUUUGCAGACUUUUGAGAGCACAGGUGUGCUCCUAGAGCACCUGAAAUCUCAUGCAGGCAAGUCGUCUGGGGGUGUGAAAGAGAAAAAACACCAGUGUGAGCAUUGUGAGCGCAGGUUCUACACCCGGAAGGAUGUCCGGAGACACAUGGUGGUGCACACGGGAAGAAAGGACUUCCUCUGCCAGUACUGUGCACAGAGAUUUGGACGAAAGGAUCACCUCACUCGACACAUGAAGAAAAGUCACAAUCAGGAGCUUCUGAAAGUCAAAACCGAACCAGUAGAUUUCCUGGACCCAUUUACCUGCAACAUGUCUGUGCCUAUAAAAGAUGAACUCCUGCCGGUCAUGUCCUUACCUUCAAGUGAACUCUUGUCAAAGCCAUUCACAAACACUUUGCAGUUAAACCUCUAUAACACUCCAUUUCAGUCCAUGCAGAGCUCUGGAUCUGCUCACCAAAUGAUAACAACUUUACCUUUGGGAAUGACAUGCCCCAUAGAUAUGGAUGCUGUUCACCCCUCUCAUCAUCUUGCUUUUAAAUGCCCAUUCAGUUCUACCUCAUAUGCAAUCUCUAUUCCUGAAAAAGAACAGCCAUUAAAGGGGGAAAUUGAGAGUUACCUGAUGGAGUUACAAGGUGGCGCACCAUCUUCAUCCCAGGAUUCUCAAGCAUCUUCAUCUAAGUUAGGGUUAGAUCCUCAGAGUGGAUCCCCAGAUGAUGGUGCUGGGGACCUCUCCCUGUCAAAGAGCUCUAUCUCUAUCGGUGACCCCCUCAACACACCAGCAUUGGAUUUCUCUCAGUUGUUCAAUUUCAUACCAUUAAAUGGUCCUCCUUAUAAUCCGCUUUCAGUGGGAAGCCUUGGGAUGAGCUAUUCCCAGGAUGAAGCGCAUUCUUCUGUUUCUCAGCUACCCACACAAACACAGGAUCUUCAGGAUCCUGCGAAUGCAGUGGGUCUUGGUUCUCUGCACUCACUGUCAGCAGCUUUCACCAGCAGCCUAAGCUCCAGCACUACCCUACCCCGUUUCCACCAGGCAUUUCAGUAGGGUCUGGGCCAAGGGAGUUACCCAGAGGUGCUUGUGUAGCCCCACCUGCGAUGACCAUUUAUAUUCUAGUGCCUACUUUAACACAAUACAAAAACUUCUGCUUUUGUAUAAUAUCAGGUUUUAUGAAGCCAGUAAAUAAUAGGAACUAGCCUCUUUGAUAAGCUUUGAAUCGUUCAUGUUUAACUGCGUUUUCUAUUUUCCUGAUUUCCUAUCAGUUGUCAUAGUCUCAGAGUUUUAUUUCAUAUAGGAGCGCCAUUAUUAUCACUAAAUUUUACAAGUCCUGUGUUCAAAUUACUGUUAGACCUUAAAUUUUUCAUUUGUGUCUAAUAGCAAUGGGCAUUGGACAUUUUUUGCAAAUAUGCAGUACAAUGUAAAUCUUUUGAAAUAUGUGUGAAAAACUGAAGUGUUUCACAUUUUUUACUAGCCACUAAAUGGAUUCAUAAUCAAGUGUGUUUUAAAUGAGUUAAGAAUCCAGUCUGAGGAGAGUAUAGUGGUUUCUUAAAUAUACCAUCAUUUCAGAUCAGUAUAUUUUGAGACUGCUAUUAUCUGGCUAAAAUAUAAGAAGUUUCAGUAUCUAUCUAAAAGCAACCUAGAGAGGUCACAGGGUGCUCUGUGUUAGCACUAGCCCUCAGGCUGGUUUGCCACAUUUCAGUCAUCUUUACAUUAACUAUGUGGCUUCAGGGUCUUCAGGAUCAGUGUAGACAUGAUUUGUUGUAUGUAUGUCCUUCACCUUUCAUAGUCCAGGAUGGCUUCAGUAUAACAGCGUUCUUACUUUGUAUGUUGGUCUACAGUUAGUCCAGAGUCUUAGAGCCAUUGUGGGACAAUAGACAGUAAAUAUGUGAAACCCAGAGUGGCUGGGCUGCCUGAGGCGUCGGGGUGAUAGACUUCUCACAGGAAGAUGGACGUAAAACAUACAGCCAAACCCCAGAACUUGUCUAGAGAAUUUCUUUCCACUGUUGCCAGAGCUGAAAACUGGACUCCUUGGGUGCUGAGUAAAAGCCCACACGUCACUUCUAAAGCAUCCCUUGCCCCAGUGCGCUCUUACUCAGUGCAUAUCCAUCUUUCCCUGCUGUGUUUGGAUGGAGAACUUAAAAAUUAGACACAUCAAAAAGCAACUUGAGGAGUUCCACAGUUUUACACAACCAAAAGUUGUAAGACCCCAUUUUUACACAUCUCUGGGAAACAGGAGGAGUGUUAGAAAUAAGUUGAAUCUAUAGAGGAAACAGAGAAAAAUAAAGCAAACACCAAAUGAAUAUGAAUGCACCGUGGCACUCACUGAGCAAGGUAGCGAUGGCCUUCCUCUUGUCAGACAGCCACCAGGAAUGUGAUCAAUAGUUCCAUGUAUAUCUUCCUAAGGGUUAUUUGUGGCAUCAACCUACGAGACUUAUCUAUUAAGCACUUGUUAACACCUUAUUUUGAGACCCCUUCUGUUGGGGCAGGGGUGAGGGGAGAUUCAUAGAAGAGUAUGUAUCUCUUU